AUGGCCGCACCAUCCCCCGCCGUCAAGCCAGCUUAUACCAUCCAGGUCGCAGACUCGCAAGAGCUCGUCCAGGCGUGCUACGAUGUCCGCAUUGAGGUGUUUGUCGUCGAGCAAGGGUUUUCUCAUGAUGACGAGAUUGACGAGUACGACCCCCAAUCGAUCCACUUUCUUCUCACCACCCCUCUCCCCUCCCCUCCACCCGUAGCCACCUCUUCCCUCACUCCCAACCCCGCCACCGCAGGUGGUACCACAGAGUACCCUAUUGGCACUAUCCGAUUCGUACCCGGAAAGAACAAGCUCACGCGAUUAGCGGUGCAGAAAGAAUACAGACAGUAUGGGUUUGGAAAGGUGUUGGUGGAGGCGCUGGAGACGUUUGUUAAGGAGAAUGCAGUCAAGCAGAAUCUGGGGGCUGUUUAUGAGGAGGGAGGGAAGAAAUGGAUAGAUAUCAAGUGCCAUUCUCAGCUCUAUGUGAUCCCCUUUUACACCAAGUUUGGAUACGUCGCCGAAGGUCCCCAGUUUGACGAGGACGGAGCCCCUCAUCAGCUCCUGAUCCACAAGCUGCAGGUCGAUUAA
Messenger RNA from Cryptococcus amylolentus CBS 6039, 573 nucleotides. RefSeq lists its product as hypothetical. NCBI's taxonomy places the organism in Eukaryota, Fungi, Basidiomycota, Tremellomycetes, Tremellales, Cryptococcaceae. Gene Ontology annotation, molecular function: acyltransferase activity, transferring groups other than amino-acyl groups. The record is from RefSeq and is a predicted model, not a curated record. The transcript is spliced from 5 exons. Bases 1 to 573 code for a protein of 190 amino acids.